GCGCUCGAUGGGCCGGAGCAGGUAAGGCUCCGGCGGCGGCGGCAGGGCGGCCACCCCAGCUCAGUGCGGGGUGCACAUCAUCUGAAGUGAGGGGUGGGCACGAGCAAGAGGGUCGAGUGGAUCCGAGGUGGGUGGACCACGACAGAUUGGAUCCUGCUUGGGACUGGAUCUGCUGUGUCAGCGCCGCCCGAGAUGGAACUGGAAGAGGGGAAGGCAGGCAGUGGACUUCGCCAAUAUUAUCUCUCCAAGAUUGAAGAACUCCAGCUGAUUGUAAACGAUAAGAGCCAGAAUCUCCGGAGACUGCAGGCACAGAGGAAUGAGCUGAAUGCAAAAGUUCGCCUGUUGCGGGAGGAGCUGCAGCUGCUGCAGGAACAGGGCUCCUACGUUGGAGAAGUAGUGCGCGCCAUGGAUAAGAAAAAAGUGUUGGUCAAGGUCCAUCCGGAGGGCAAAUUUGUUGUUGAUGUGGACAAGAACAUCGACAUCAACGAUGUGACGCCCAAUUGCCGGGUUGCUCUAAGAAAUGACAGCUACACUCUGCAUAAGAUCCUGCCUAAUAAGGUGGACCCUCUAGUGUCACUAAUGAUGGUGGAAAAGGUGCCAGACUCAACUUACGAGAUGAUCGGUGGGCUGGACAAGCAGAUCAAGGAGAUCAAAGAAGUGAUCGAGCUGCCAGUGAAGCACCCUGAGCUCUUUGAAGCCCUGGGCAUUGCACAGCCAAAGGGAGUGCUUCUGUAUGGACCUCCAGGCACUGGAAAGACACUGUUGGCCCGAGCUGUGGCUCAUCAUACGGAUUGUACCUUCAUUCGUGUCUCUGGCUCUGAGCUGGUACAGAAAUUCAUUGGGGAAGGGGCAAGAAUGGUCAGGGAGCUGUUCGUCAUGGCACGAGAGCAUGCCCCGUCGAUCAUCUUCAUGGAUGAGAUUGACUCUAUCGGCUCUUCACGGCUGGAGGGGGGCUCUGGAGGGGACAGUGAAGUACAGCGCACAAUGCUGGAACUGCUCAACCAGCUGGAUGGCUUUGAGGCCACCAAGAAUAUCAAGGUUAUCAUGGCUACUAAUAGGAUUGAUAUCCUGGACUCUGCCCUGCUUCGUCCUGGGAGGAUUGACAGAAAAAUCGAAUUCCCACCUCCCAAUGAGGAGGCCCGGCUGGACAUUCUGAAAAUCCACUCUCGGAAAAUGAACUUGACCAGGGGGAUCAACCUGAGAAAAAUUGCUGAGUUGAUGCCGGGAGCUUCGGGGGCUGAAGUAAAGGGCGUGUGCACGGAAGCCGGCAUGUACGCUCUGAGAGAACGGCGUGUCCACGUUACUCAGGAGGACUUUGAGAUGGCAGUAGCCAAGGUCAUGCAAAAGGAUAGUGAGAAAAAUAUGUCCAUCAAGAAGCUAUGGAAGUGAGGGUAUGUCCCUUGUGUGGAUCCCUCAAAUAAAGGUCUGUGCGAUAAA
Meriones unguiculatus (Mongolian gerbil) is the source of this 1437-nucleotide messenger RNA. RefSeq names its product proteasome 26S subunit, ATPase 5 (gene Psmc5). Lineage: Eukaryota; Metazoa; Chordata; Mammalia; Rodentia; Muridae. Gene Ontology annotation, biological process: proteasome-mediated ubiquitin-dependent protein catabolic process. The record is from RefSeq and is a predicted model, not a curated record. Gene Ontology annotation, cellular component: proteasome regulatory particle, base subcomplex. Gene Ontology annotation, molecular function: ATP binding; ATP hydrolysis activity; proteasome-activating activity. The transcript is spliced from 12 exons. Bases 193 to 1389 code for a protein of 398 amino acids.